This is a messenger RNA of Staurois parvus, 327 nucleotides long. The record is from the annotation of a GenBank genome assembly. NCBI's taxonomy places the organism in Eukaryota, Metazoa, Chordata, Amphibia, Anura, Ranidae.
GGCACUGACUGGCAUCACUGCUGGGCACUGACUGGCGGCACUGACUGGCACAACCCCUGGGCACUGACUGGUGGCACUGACUGGCAGCACUGCUGGGCUGCACUGGUGGGUGGCACUGGUGGGCAGCACUGGUGGGUGGGCACAGGUGGGUGGCACUGGUGGGCACAGGUGGGUGGGCACAGGUGGGUGGCACUGCUGGACACAGGUAGGUGGCACUUCUGGGCACAGGUAGGUGGCACUGCAGAGUGGCACAGGUGGGUGCACUGCUGGGCACAGGUGGGUGCACUGCUGGGCUCAGGUGGGCGGAACUUGCGGGCGGCACUGCUG